CUUGCCUCUCCCUCCGAGCAGGACACACUCCAGCUUAUCGUGAGUGCAUUCGCUCUUGUUCUUGCCGCAGCCUCAUCUUGUUCGUAUCUCCCCUUCAUACCGGGCUAUCGCCAUAGCUCCCCUUUAGCUUCUUCUGCUAGACGCCAGCCUCCUACUCCACCCUUCUCUUCUCACGGCGCAGCUCGCGUGUGAUCAAUCGCAUCGAGUGCUGUUGUCAUCUUGUUCAUUCUCCAUUGCUGCACCUCCUUCUAAGCUAUCCGCGUCCCUCUCGUUCCUUAUUUGUCCCCUGUCUGACCCGAGGCCGCCAUGGCAAACAGCUUCCCUCGAUUGUCUGGUGCUUGUCAGGCAUCACGUCCGCCCAUCGAGCCUGCUUAUCCUGACUAACAGCGAUCCGGCCGCUGUGUGGGUGACUGGUUCAUCACACAUUAUCUAAUACCAUAUCCAUAGCUGCUAUAGCUGCGCUUCGACCAUGGACUCGUACACAAGCACCCGAGAGGAUUCUAGGCCGCCGGCUGACUCUUACCGACGACGUUCUCCCGCUCCCGGAGAUCGCAGGCCCAGGCGGCGCUCGCGGUCACCUCAGAACAUCGACAGAUAUCAACCGGAUCGCGCUCGAGACUAUGAUCACCCGCGCCGCGAUGGGGGCCGUCGUCGCUCCUCUCCUCCGCCCGUCCAAGCUGGCAUCGACCGCUAUGUUCCUGGCCAAGACAGCUUCGCCCCUACGUUCACGACCAACCCUAUACCCAACCCCAUGGGUCUCGAAUAUCAAGUCGGUUUCAACUACUUCGCUGAGUGGUGGCGCGUAGAACAGGUCAUGAAAGAGGAGAAGGAACGCGCAAAGAAUGGAGGCAGAAAACCUGUCCUCAAAGGCGAGCGCGAAGCCCGUGAGGAACGAGGCAAAGAGCGCGAGCUUAUCCAGGCCGCGUAUGACGAGUACAAGGAGAAACUCCAAGUGCAAAUGGCUAAGACCUUUGUGGACAAGCACAAGGGUGAGGAAUGGUUCAAAGAGCGCUACGAUCCCGAGUACGACAUGGCCUUCAAGGGAAAGCUGCGUGUCUAUCGUCAUGGCAUUUACACAGAUUGGGAACGGCAACUCGAUGAGGGCUACUUUGAUGAGUUUACGCUCGAGGGCAUCUACAAAAAUGACUCGAACGGUGCUGGCGGAAUCGUCGAGAAAGAGGAAGGCGAGACGACCGCAGCCAACGAAGUGCUCGGUGUAGGGGAUUUGCUUCCCUGCAAAGGCGGCGAGAUUCGCGAUGAAUCAGCUUUUCAACCUACCUUGUUGAUCAAGACCAUCGCUCCUACUGUCAACCGAGAGAAGGUUGAGGAGUUCGCUAAGGAGCACCUUGGCGAGGGACCGGGUGGCUUCAAGUGGCUCAGUCUGAGCGACCCGAACCCGUUGAAGAAAUGCCAUCGCAUUGGAUGGGUCAUCCUUCAUCCCAAUGACGAGCAGCCCAUGGUCAUCGAUGAUCGUGGUGAUGGGCGCGACGAUGAGGGAGAAGAUGGAGCCCUUGACGAGAAGCCCAUCGCAGUUCUGCAGAGCACAGCGCAGAAGGCACUUGAAGCAAUCAAUGGCAAGACUGUUGAGGAUGAGAAGCGUGGGAACUUCACGUGUCAUGUUGGCGUGCACGAGACUCCUGCAGCGCCUCGAAAGAAGGCACUCUGGGAUCUCUUUUCGGCUCCCGAAAGAAUCGAACGCGACCUGGAACUGGCCGAGAGAUUAGUCAGAAAGCUCGACAGUGAACUGAAGGCGAACCACGAAGAAGAAUUCGGCGACAUCGACGGUGUUGCCAAGAUCGAACAACGCGUCGAGGAUCUUCGUUCGAAGGGCUGGCUGCAACCUCCGGCCAACGCCCCUGCGCCACCUAAGAAAGAGCGCGACCCCGAAGAGCUCGAGGAGGGCGAAGACGAGGCCAUGGAGGACGAGGACGGCGCCUAUGAUGAAGAAGUCGACGAUGAAGAUUUGCUCGUCAGGAAGAAGAAACUUGAUCUCCUGAUCGAGUAUCUUCGACGCGUGUACAGCUUCUGCUUCUUCUGCGUGUUUGAAAGCGACUCAAUUCAUGAGUUGGUCCGCAAAUGCGCAGGAGGUCAUCUGCGACGCCCUCGUGCCAGCCUCACAACAGCAGCGAAGGCUACUGCAAGGGCGACCGCUACAGGUGAGGCUUUCCCGUACAAGAAGCAAGAGUCCGGCGACACCGAGAACGGUGAUGGCAGCCCCGCCACUGAGCGCAAGCCAAUGAAGUUGAGCGGCAAGAACCAGCAGCAGCUACAGCGAGCGUUCAACUGGGUGAAGACCUACGAGGAGAAGUUGCUGCAGCUGCUGGAGCCUGAGAAUGUGGAUGUCCGUAAGCUUGGUGGCAAGCCGCUCGAUGAGGCCAUGGAAGACGAAUUGGCGAGAUACUGCAAGCAAGAAGACGAGUCUAAAUGGCGCUGCAAGGUCCCAGAGUGCACAAAACUGUUCAAGGGUCAGGUGUUCUGGCGCAAGCACGUCGAGAAACGUCAUGCGGAAUGGCUUGAAAAGGUGCAGAAGGAUCUCGAAUUGGUCAACAGCUAUGUCAUCGAUCCUGCGCACAUUGCCCCGUCACGCAGCGACGCCAACAGCAAUGGCCAUUUCCCCAUGGGCAACCACGUUCAGGCAACGGGAACGCCGCGUGGAUUCAACCUCGCCAAUAUGAAUAUGGCCAUGUCGAGCAACGGCAUGCCAAAUGCGAUGAGCGUCGGGAACAUGUUUAACCCAGCCAUGGGCGGCAGCUGGGACCCCUCACUCGGAAGCCACGAUGCUGGAGCGAUGCGCCGCGGCGGCCAGCGAUUCAACACCCGUACUGGUCCCUACGACAGGCAGAACCGCGACCGUCGCAAUGGUCCUGCUGGCGGCAACGGGCGUCUUACGCCUCCUCCACGUGGCGGACGGCCUGGUCCGCAACGGUACGGUGACGGUGGCCCCGGACCUCUGCAGUCGACACAAGGUCGCCAGAUCAAGAGUUAUGAAGAUCUUGAUGCUGUUGGCGGAGGUGGCAGUGGUGAGUUGAACUACUAGCUGCAUCAGUCCUUCAGCUGCGAGAGGCUAGGAGCUGGCGGAUGACUCGAUCAUAAGAUUGGCGUUGGGGUCGAGGGUUCCAAUUUGUAGGCCAGUCUGUCAUUCGAUCUACUUAGGACAGGCAAGGCAUGGAUGGGAUGAGGCAAGGCGUUCUUGGUCUAGCAUGUGUAGCUCCACUUCAGUGCAUGCGUGUAACUUGUACUCAUCAAAUCUGCGUGAUACAUAAUUAAGGCAUCACGAUAAAGUACCUGCUUGUUGCUUGCAUCGAUACUGCUGCGGCG
Molecule: messenger RNA, 3318 nt
Organism: Didymella exigua CBS 183.55
Lineage: Eukaryota; Fungi; Ascomycota; Dothideomycetes; Pleosporales; Didymellaceae
Exons: 4
Coding region: 470-3037 (855 amino acids)
Cellular component (GO): kinetochore
Source: RefSeq, a predicted model, not a curated record